Messenger RNA from Daucus carota subsp. sativus, 1911 nucleotides. RefSeq lists its product as uncharacterized. The transcript is spliced from 5 exons. Bases 77 to 1387 code for a protein of 436 amino acids. NCBI's taxonomy places the organism in Eukaryota, Viridiplantae, Streptophyta, Magnoliopsida, Apiales, Apiaceae. The record is from RefSeq and is a predicted model, not a curated record.
UAUAUGUGAAGCUUUGAUUGGAACUUUGCUAAAUAUUCCGGGAAAGACAAAAGAUCGGGAGUCUGUCCGUCUUGACAUGGCUGAAAUGGGAAUAAGAACAGAGUUGAGGCCAAAAACUCCCGGAAAGAAAGAGAAGGUGCCGUUGGCGUCAUGGAACUUAUCACAUGCUGAAAAAAAAACUGUUUGCUCAUCCUUUCUUAAAAUGAAGUUACCGGAUGGAUUUUGUUCAAAUAUCAAGAAUCUGGUAAAUAUGGAAAAAUUACGACUUGUUGGAAUGAAAUCACAUGAUUGUCACACGAUAUUGCAUCAUUUGCUUCCAAUUUCCAUUCGAUCAGUACUGCAAAAAGAAGUCAGGUGCACAAUUAUUAAGUUUUGUCUCUUCUUCAAGGCAAUUUGUAGUAAAGUCAUCGAUAUAGAUAAAUUGGAAAAAAUCCAAUCUCAGUUGGUGGAAACAUUAUGCCAGCUUGAAAAACACUUCCCUCCCUCCUUCUUUGAUGUGAUGAUCCAUCUCUCAAUUCAUCUCGUGAGAGAGGUUAAGCUUUGCGGGCCAAUAUUCCUACGUUGGAUGUAUCCUUUCGAAAGAUACAUGAAGAUGUUUAAGGGAUAUGUACGGAAUCCAGCUCAUCCUGAAGGAUGUAUUGCCGAGGCAUAUGUUGCCGAAGAGGCCGUCGAGUGUUUGGUAAAUUUUGAAGAAGCUACCAUUGGAUUGCCGCGAAAUCCUAGGCAAGAGCAGAAUGAUGGCAGGCCCUUAUCUGGUGCAACUAUGAUAAAGCCAAUCAAUCACGACUUGCACCUAGCACACUUGUGUUUUUUGCAAAACAGUAAUGACAUAAGGCCAUAUUUUGAGGAGCAUAUGGCAUCUUUGAUGACGAGAUUCAAACACCAUGAAAAUGAUGAAGUCUGGUUAAAAAAUAAGCAAAAUGAUACAUUCCCCACAUGGUUCAGGAAAAAGAUUGAAUCAGAAUUGUUGGACGAACACAAUACUAUAACUGACGAGAUAAGGUGGAUGGCAGAAGGCCCGAACAAGAUUGUGCCUACAUUUAGCGGAUAUAAAAUCAAUGGUGUUACUUAUAGCACGAAGGAGCGUGAUGAUAAACGGCAAGUUCAGUGCAGUGGUGUUUGUGUGGUUGCAGAUACAAUGCUUGUGCAGGGUAAACAUGUUAAGCAAGUAUGUUACAUUGAGGAUCCUCUUGAAAAAAAUUGGUUUGUUGUGUUGAAAUUACCGGAAAAGAACUACUAUGACCACUGUGAUGACGAAAAUGAUGGAUCGGUAGAAAUAGAACUUGAGAAUGAGUUACAUGUGCCAACGUUCCCGAAUGAUGACGAACAUGACGAGGAAAAAGCUAGUUAUAUGAGGGACGAAGAAGAAUGGAUCCAACUUUCAUGAUGUGAAUGAUCCAAUUUUUUAGCCUCAUUUGAAACUACUUAAGGGCAAGAAAAUUUAGGUCAUUUAAUGAUGAUGGAACCUGCAGGGUUUACUGAUGAUGUUGAUCAAGGUGAGAUGAUGUUGAUCAAGCAGGCAGAAGAAAUUUUAACAGUUGAGCCAAUUUGGGUGGACACAUACCACUGUUUGAUCGCAUUCUUGUUUUCCUAGUUGGUGCUUUGUAUUCCACUGUAAUACGCUACUCUGCCAACAUACAUGUUAUGUUUUGUGUAGGCAGUAGGUUUAGUUUGUUUAUUUCUCGAUUCAUGGAUUAACUUGUAAAUUUGACAGCAGUAUUUAGUUUGUUGGAUGAAUGCAAUGUCCAUUAUUUACUCUCUUUAAAAUAAUGCAACAGCUGCAAUAAUGAUUGCAUUUUGCAGCUUUUGUAUUAUUUUAAAGAGAGUAACACUGGACAUGUAUGCUCUUAUCGCCAAACUUAGAAUUUAAAAGUUGAAACCAUGAUGAUGAAUAUAUAAGUUAAAUGUGAU